UAUGAACCACUUAAAUUUGAUUGUGCUCUUGAUAGCCACGCGGUGUCUGAUACUCCGCGAGGUUGCCGCGCAAACCGAGACCGAUUUUAGUUUGGCUGAAACUGUUUAUGCUAAAAUAUCUGGUGCAUGCAGAGCGAUCAUGAACCUGCAGAUUGACUCGAUGAAUAGCCAAAACGAUAUACUGAAAACAAUGAAGAUAUUCUUUCUUAAAGGCGAUGAAAUGACGAAUUUUCCUAUCGACACUGCUUACAAAGCCCUCAUCAAACCAAACGUGUUCGAUAUAACGAAGCAAACCAAAAUUAUCAUUCAUGGAUAUCGGGACAGUGCUCAAUCCUCAGUGUCACUAGAUUUAGCUAAAGCGUACAACGAGAAGAAAUUGUUUAAUGUUCUUUUAGUGGAUUCAGAAGAAAUGAUGAAUAAAAGAUAUAUGUUAUCUGUGCAUAAUGCCCGUUUAAUUGGCAAACGCCUGGCUAAUCUCUUGGCCAACUUGGAAGACUUCGGGGCGAGUGCUGUAGAUUUUCAUUUGCUCGGAAUAAGUUUGGGGGCGCACACAGCGGGGUGGGCGGGAAAAUAUUUCCAAAAGUACAAAAUGCGUAAACUGGGACGGAUAACGGGCUUAGAUCCGGCUGGACCGUGCUUCUCGUCUGCUUAUUCUGAGCAGCGAUUGGACAAAUUGGACGCUGAAUAUGUGGACGUGAUACACACGAAUAAAUUGGUGCAAGGUUUAUCAGAAGCUUUGGGGCAUGCAGACUUUUACGUGAAUGGCGGGGGGCCGAUGCAGCCGGGUUGUUUGAUGCCUUCCUGUAGCCAUCUGCGUGCGACGAAACUUUACGUUGAAAGUGUAGAAAUUCCUAAAUCGUUAAUCGGCGUACGGUGCAAAAGCUUGAAGCAUUUUGAAUCCAAUGCCUGUGAAGAUAAAGACUUCGCAGUGCUCGGGUACGGUUCUUCAUCGACGACGCGGGGUCUUUAUUUUUUGCGGACGUCAGCGAAUCCUCCAUUCGGCCUUGGUUCGGAUGGAACCAAAAAAAACGAGAGGUCAACGAACUCUUGGGAAACUCUCAUUAACCAAUUUUAGUUCAAGUUAUAACAUUUUAUUCUGAUGCCAUACCUAAUAUUUCGCUCAUGAGUGAUUGUAACUACACGUGGAAUAUACAAUAUCGAAUUAACUUCUUGUAAAGCGUUG
This is a messenger RNA of Zerene cesonia (dogface butterfly), 1183 nucleotides long. RefSeq names its product phospholipase A1-like. The record is from RefSeq and is a predicted model, not a curated record. Gene Ontology annotation, molecular function: lipase activity. Bases 2 to 1075 code for a protein of 357 amino acids. NCBI's taxonomy places the organism in Eukaryota, Metazoa, Arthropoda, Insecta, Lepidoptera, Pieridae. Gene Ontology annotation, biological process: lipid metabolic process. The transcript is spliced from 2 exons.